Molecule: messenger RNA, 935 nt
Organism: Humulus lupulus (European hop)
Lineage: Eukaryota; Viridiplantae; Streptophyta; Magnoliopsida; Rosales; Cannabaceae
Product: protein LURP-one-related 5-like
Exons: 2
Coding region: 180-785 (201 amino acids)
Source: RefSeq, a predicted model, not a curated record
CAUGUCAUAUCGUAUCAUAUAAAUCAAGCAAAGCUCCGACUUUUCUCUCUCACAUUACUACUGCUCCGUCUAACAUUAUCAUCUCCUCUAAUUAUUUUCCUUCGUAUACGUUAGAUUUGCUUAACGUCUAUCUUUUCUUCACCCUCGAAUUUGAGAUUUUGGAAAAACAAAAGAAGACGAUGAAAAAAGGGUUGGUAGUGGAAUCUGGGUUUGUGUUCGAGGAAGAGACCAGCCUCACUGUCUCAAAGACCUCUCUUUUCUUCGCCGGCGAUGGCUUCACCGUCUACGACUGCAGAGGAGAACUCGUCUUCCGAGUCGACUCUUACGGACACAAUAUUCGUGACAAAGACGAACUCGUUCUAAUGGACGCUCACGGCCGCUGUCUCCUCACUGUCCGCCGAAAGAGGCCGAGUCUUCAUCAACGGUGGGAAGGGUACCUAGGGGAGAGAUCGGAGGGUCAGAAGCCGAUCUUCAGUGUACGGAGAUCAUCAAUCAUCGGACGGUCGAGCGUGACGGUGGAGGUAAUGGGAAAUCCAGAAGAAGAGUAUCAGAUCGAAGGGUCAUUUGGUCAACGGAGCUGCACGAUCUUCAACUCAGCGAAGGAAUUAGUGGCUGAGAUUAAACGCAAAGUAGAUGCCUCAACCAAUGUGGUACUUGCCAAAGACGUCUUCUCUCUUUGCCUCAAGCCCGGCUUCGAUGGUGCCUUUGCCAUGGGAUUAGUCCUCAUUCUUGAUCAGACCAACGGUGACGAUUACUUCAACGUUGGAGGAGGAGAGGUUGACUAAUAAAAAAUAAUAUAAAUACACUACUUGGUAUAUAUAAACAUAUAUAUCCAUGAAAUCGUAUCUUUGUAAUAUUUGUGGUUUGAGUUUUGCUUCUUUUUUUUAAAGCAAAAAAAUUAAUAAAACAAAAAUGAGAGAAGUGAUGAAACAUAA